This is a messenger RNA of Juglans regia (Persian walnut), 1399 nucleotides long. Its product is annotated as arogenate dehydrogenase 1, chloroplastic-like. Gene Ontology annotation, biological process: L-tyrosine biosynthetic process. The record is from RefSeq and is a predicted model, not a curated record. NCBI's taxonomy places the organism in Eukaryota, Viridiplantae, Streptophyta, Magnoliopsida, Fagales, Juglandaceae. Gene Ontology annotation, molecular function: prephenate dehydrogenase (NAD+) activity; prephenate dehydrogenase (NADP+) activity; arogenate dehydrogenase (NADP+) activity.
AUGGUGGAGAUGUGCUGCGAGGAGCAUGACAAGCACGCUGCGGGGUCGCAGUUUAUUACCCAUACGAUUGGGAGGGUCUUGGUUGAGAACACGGUCGAGGACAGCUUUGAUUUGUAUUACGCGAUAUUCAUAUACAAUAAGAGUGCUUUGGAGAUGUUGGAGAGGCUGUAUUUGAGUUUCGAGGCGUUGAAGAAUGAGCUAUUCGGCCAGUUGCAUAAUGUGGUGAGGAAACAAUUGUUUGAAAAGGUGCAGAAUUCGCAAGACAGUUAUGCUUGGCCUCGAAAUGGUGUUGCAUUGUCUUCUUCUGUAUUGGUUGUGAGGUCUCGGGAUAAUGCUCAACCAUAUUACAAAGGCCAGUUCUCCGACCGCUUUGAUGACAACUCGAAACUAAAAAUUGCAAUAGUUGGAUUUGGAAACUUUUGACUUGGUCAGUUCCUUGCAAAAACCAUUGCACGCCAAGGGCACACGGUUUUCGCGUAUUCUGGAUCGGACUACUCUGAUAUAGCUAAAAAAUUAGGGGUUUCUUACUUCUCUGAUGCAGAUGAUCUUUGUGAAGAGCAUCCAGAAGUGAUUCUUCUUUUCACUUCCAUUCUUUCUACUGAGAAAGUUCUGAAGUCAUUGCCGCUUCAAAGAUUGAAAAGGAGUACUCUGUUUGUGGAUGUACUUUCUGUGAAAGAAUUUCCAAGAAGUUUGUUUCUUCAAAAUCUGCCACCAUAUUUUGAUGUUCUCUGCACACAUCCUAUGUUUGGACCCGAGAGUGGUAAAAAUGGGUGGAAUGAUCUUUCUUUUGUUUAUGAUAGGGUUAGGGUUGGAAGUCAGGAAUCAAGAGUAUCACGGUGCGACCGGUUUCUUGAUAUUUUGGCACGAGAAGGGUGCCGAAUGGUGGAAAUGUCUUGUGCAGAGCAUGAUUGGCAUGCGGCAGGGUCACAGUUCAUCACUCACACAAUGGGAAGGGUUUUGGAAAAGUUAGGGUUGGAGUCAACACCAAUUAACACAAAGGGUUGCGAGACACUGUUGAGUUUGGUGGAGAAUACUGCAGGGGAUAGCUUUGACCUUUACUAUGGCUUGUUCAUGUACAAUGUAAAUGCGAUGCAACAGCUAGAGAGGUUGGACCAUUCUUUUGAAUUGUUGAAGAAGCAGCUCUUUGGGCGGUUACAUGGUGUUCUUCGGAGCAACUGUUUGAGAAUGCAGAGAAGCUCCAAAUUCCGUGGGAAAGACAAGUGUUGCCACAAGUAUCUCAAAGCAGUGCUGCAUUGGCAUCUUCUUUGGAGACUGUCCAAAAGAAUUGAGUUCCAUGUUCCUGCCAUUUCGCAAGCGAUGGUUACCUAAAAUCAUGAGGAAUUUCAGGCCAAAACUUCAGCCUUCGCUGGUCUUCUGGAUUUACAGUAAGAUACAAGCG